CUAGAUGGUCAUCGCUGGAGUGACGUUCGGUGCCGUAGCAUCUUCGCGGCAUCGCUCACUGGAAACGCGGUUGACAGGUAUUCGGAGCUGCGCAUGAUGCAUUCUGACCUCACCUUGUUGCGCGCUGGCUCUCGGCUAAUCGAAAAGUACAAGUCCAAGUUGCCCGAGCAAGAGCUCAUGAGCCGGAUUAUGCUGGAGCCCAAGCGUCGGCAUGAACCGUGCCAAGAGUAUGCCCAGCGCUUGCUAAACAUGGCUGACUCCCUCCCUGGAGGCUUGGCUGUGGAAGCGAACGCGCGGCAGGCGAUCCACUCGUUCAUCAAGUGA
Messenger RNA from Phytophthora sojae, 324 nucleotides. RefSeq lists its product as hypothetical. The transcript has a single exon. NCBI's taxonomy places the organism in Eukaryota, Oomycota, Peronosporomycetes, Peronosporales, Peronosporaceae. The annotation marks the transcript as partial. The record is from RefSeq and is a predicted model, not a curated record.